Messenger RNA from Taeniopygia guttata (zebra finch), 3054 nucleotides. The record is from RefSeq and is a predicted model, not a curated record. NCBI's taxonomy places the organism in Eukaryota, Metazoa, Chordata, Aves, Passeriformes, Estrildidae.
GCACUGCAUGCACGGCUUCAAACUAAUUUUGGAUAAGCAACAUCUACCAGAUAAUAAGGCUGACACACCUAGUUCGUUCAAGGUUUCCUGCAAACAGUCUUGAAUUUCCAAAUCACUUCUAGGAUAUUCCUAGGACUGAAACCUUCCUGGGACACCAGGCGAACCUACAGGGCACAUAACCUCACUUCCCAAUGCUGCUACCCACUGCAGGUGCCAUGACCCCAUGAGAUGCAGUGCAGCAGAGGGAAUUCAUUAAGGAGAAAUGAGAACGUUUAUCCAAAUUAAAAGCUACAUUUGAUAAUAAGGUGAUUUAACAGACAGGGUCUGGAAAUCAGUAAAUAGAGAAAUGAUACUUAAUCUCAUAUUUUGACAUUAAUGAUUAGACAAAAGGGCAAGAAUUGUCCCAGGCCAGGAACACCAAUAUGUGAAGUGGUUUUCUUGAGGGAGAAAAAUAGAUGUUAGUGAGGAAUGCAAAUUUCACACCCAAAAUAUUCCAAGGAGUGUUAGGGCAGGAGGACAAGGUCAUUAGCAGGGUAAUUAAUUACAAGAAGGAUAGUCCCUGAUGUUACCCUCUGCUCUGCAGCCAGUGCACAGCAAAGACAGAAAUCCAGCGAGAGCUCCACUCUGAGCACUUGCACCAGAAGCAAUAUUGAAGGAGUGGCCAGGAGAUAGAAUCAUUUUAAAAAGUGAAAGAAUUCUUUUAAAAGCGGAAGUUUAGGGAAGAUCAGUAACUGUUCCAGGCACAUGAAACCAAACACACUCCCUCACUGACACACACUCAGAAGACGCUGCAGAGGAGACCAGAGCACAGCAAUCCACAGAGGAAAACAGAAGCAGAAGCUCAGAGUGCAUCAUUUGGAAUCUGCAGCUGGCACGGGCUAAGAAAGCAGUUCAGAGCCAGAGCUGGGUCUAAGCCUCAGGCCUGGGAUGCUCAGCUGCCCCUCCUGCCCGUGCCCGCUCUGAGGGAUUCCCCAGGAGCCAUCCUGCCCAGCCCCAUGGUGAAGAGCUGCAGGGGCUGCCAAGGAGCCCCUCGCUGAGAGCAGCCUCUGCCCAGGAACAGCCGGCUCCUGCUGGUACCUGCAGAGGUACCUGCCCUGGUACCUGCCCUGGGAGAGGAAAUACCACCAUGCAAAUGAAAGCCACGACCCAAUUCAGCUCCUCCAGGAACGACAGCAACUGCACCAGCGACAGCAGGAUCAGCCAAGUCAUCUUCCCUUUACUCUACACAUUUCUGUUCCUGGUGGGGAUCACGAUGAACGGCCUGGCAAUGUGGGUCUUCUUUAAGAUAUCCAGUAAAUCCAAUUUCAUUAUCUUCCUCAAGAACACUGUGAUUUCCGACUUCCUCAUGAUCUUGACGUUUCCAUUUAAAAUCCUGAGUGAUGCAAAGCUGGUGUCCUGGGUCUUGCGAGGGUUUGUGUGCCAGGUGACCCAGGUGGUGUUUUACUUCACCAUGUACAUCAGCAUCCUGUUCCUUGGUCUGAUAACAAUUGAUCGCUACCAGAAAGCCACCUCACCCUUCAGAACAUCAACCCCACGGAGCCUUUUAGCUGCCAAGAUCCUGUCCACAGCAAUCUGGGUGUCCAUGUUUGCUCUCUCGUUGCCCAACAUGAUUUUAAAUAAUAAGAAGAAAACACCCAAGAACGUAAGGAAGUGUGCUCUCCUGAAAUCAGACUUUGGCUUAGUCUGGCAUGAAAUUGUAAACUACAUUUGUCAGCUCAUCUUCUGGGUUAACUUAGCAGUCAUAGUGGUAUGCUACAUCCUGAUCAGCAAGGAACUGUACAAAUCCUACAAAAGGACACGAUGCACAGGGAAGGCAUCUAAAAAGACUGUCAAUCUCAAGGUUUUCAUAAUAAUUGCUGUGUUCUUUAUUUGUUUUGUGCCAUUCCACUUUACCAGAAUCCCCUACACCUUGAGCCAAACGAGAGAUGUGUUUGACUGCUCUGCUCAGAACACCCUGUUCUACCUGAAGGAGACCACGCUGUGGCUGACAUCCCUCAAUGCCUGCCUGGAUCCGUUCAUAUACUUUUUCCUUUGCAAAUCGUUCAGGAAAUCCCUGCUAGACAUGCUGUGCAAGCACAGGGCAGUGUCGGGGCUCGGGGUGAAGGGGCAGAACGAGGGUGACGACACUGACGAGACGCCGCUCUAGGUCUCGGGCUCCACACGCGUUUACUGAGGGUGGCAGGAGCACAAAUCCACCAGGAGCAUCCAGAACUUCACCGACCUCUUUAGAAAUAGCCCUGCAGAUGAAGCACGAGCACCCUGCAGCCACCACCACUGCCUGCAAAAACAGAAAACUUAAAUAACAGAGGAGACCCCUGCCCCAACCUCCCCCCCUGCCAAAACAGGAGCUCCCCAGACCCCAACCUCCCCCCCUGCCAAAACAGGAGCUCCCCAGACCCCAACCUCCACCCCUGCCAAAACAGGAGCUCCCCAGACCCCAGCCUCCACGCCUGCCAAAACAGGAGCUCCCCAGACCCCAGCCUCCCCCCCUGCCAAAACAGGAGCUCCCCAGACCCCAACCUCCACCCCUGCCAAAACAGGAGCUCCCCAGACCCCAACCUCCCCCCCUGCCAAAACAGGAGCUCCCCAGACCCCAGCCUCCACGCCUGCCAGAACUGCUGGGAAGGAGCCCGGACUUAAAGGUGGAACUGUGAGGAAAAACUUAAAACAGAAUCAUGAAAUGCUACAGAUGAUAUCAUGAACUGCAAAGAUUUUGCAGAAAUAGCUGAACUUCAGCCAGAGUAAAGUUCAUGACAACACAAGAGCUGAGAAAUGCAGAUAAAAUCCACAGUAGAUGUGAUUUUUCAAUACAGGGAGUUGUCACCUUGUAUGCAACUGGCAGACAAACAGAAACCUAGAGAGAGCCAUUUGGGCAGAUUUUUGGUAACAGAAUAACACUUUGCUUAUCUCAUUCUAUGUUCGUACUUCCUAAUCCAUUGACCAAUAAUUAAUAGUUGUAUUUCAGAUGAAAUAAUUUCAUAAUCACGCUUGAUAUUAAUUAAAACCCCAAAUCCUUCCCCUUACUACAUAAAUAAACAAAACUUUAUGUUUUCA